Amphibalanus amphitrite is the source of this 2096-nucleotide messenger RNA. Its product is annotated as phospholipid scramblase 1-like. The transcript has a single exon. Gene Ontology annotation, biological process: plasma membrane phospholipid scrambling. Gene Ontology annotation, molecular function: phospholipid scramblase activity. The record is from RefSeq and is a predicted model, not a curated record. Gene Ontology annotation, cellular component: plasma membrane. Lineage: Eukaryota; Metazoa; Arthropoda; Thecostraca; Balanomorpha; Balanidae. The coding region runs from base 139 to 846 and encodes 235 amino acids.
GAACACGUUGGUGACAUUGGGCGUCGGCACUCGCGGCGAGGCAGUGCGGAACGCCGGAUCGCUAACGCCAGGACUGUGCCGUAGAGACCCGAGGGAGACGCAGUCUUUGAGCCGUCCGAAGCCGCAGGUGGGGCCGUCAUGGGUGACCCGGUGACCCAGCAGCCGGCGUCAAUGGGCUCGUUCGGUUACGGCGCCGGGGUGCCGCCGGGACUGGCCUACCUCUCUCAGGUCGACCAGCUGCUCGUCCAGCAGCAGAUGGAGCUGUGUGAGAUCUUCAGCGGCUGCGAGACCAACAACAGGUACAUCAUCAGCAACACGCUGGGCCAGCAGGUGUUCUCCGGCCGCGAGGACACCAACUGGUGCACGCGCCAGUGCUGCGGCCCGAUUCGGCCGUUCGAUAUCCAGGUGCAGGACGGCUCGGAGCGCGAGGUGCUGACGCUGCGCCGGCCGCUGCGCUGCCAGGGCUGCUGCUGCCCCUGCUGUCUGCAGCAGAUGGAGGUGGUGGCGGCCGACGGACAGCUGCUCGGCUCCAUCCGCGAGCGCUGGACCUUCAUCAAGCCCAAGCUGACGGUACACGACGCCAGCGGUCGGCACGUGUUCACCAUCCGCGGGCCCAUCUGCAAGUGCUCGUGCGGCGGCGACGUGCUGUUCCGCAUCCUGACAGCCGAGGACGAGCAGGAGGUGGGCUCCAUCCGCAAACAGUGGUCGGGCGUGCUGCGCGAGAUGGUCACAGACAGCGACACCUUCAGCGUCUCGUUCCCGAUCGACCUGGACGUCAGUCUCAAGGCCACGCUGCUCGGCGCGCUCCUGCUGGUCGACUUCAUGUUCUUCGAGUACUCCAACUAACGUGCGGAGGCGGCGCCGGUGAAGACGGUGCUCCUGUUGUUACGUGUGUCCGCAUCAUAUUCACUCUGAAGCCGGUGCGCGAGUUACAUGUGCGCUAUGGAACGCUGGGACUGGAGCCCACGUUGACGAUGCAUGCAUACCGUAGUCAUCCGCUCAAUGUGACGGGAGCAGCGCGAGUGGCGACAAUUCACGAGACACGAGGGAUGAGCGUGUACGUAGAAACAUAACAUAUGCUUCUGAUUAGCCAAUAACCAUACAAGCUAAACCGCUGCCAUGAGACUAGUUCGUUUCCUGACUGGCAAAGCGAACGCCGAGCGUGACUUUUUACGUGACCUUUGCGUUAUUCAGCAGUUACUUUACUUAGAGAAAGCUGACGACCUAUGCAUACUGUUAUAGUGUUAUGGCUCCAAUUAGCGAAUACAUAGAACAGCCAAUCGUCGGCGCCGACGUAACCCUUUCUCCUCCCCCCCCCCCCCUCCUUGCUACCCUUUAUCCCCAUCAACGGAGAAGUUUAUGCCCCUCCUUCCCAACGACUAGCAAUCUUACAUCAUAUCUCCAAUUUGUGUAAUUACCAAGUCGGUAGAAUGCGUUGCUCACAAUGGAGCACUGAGAUUCUGCAUCCGUUGACCGUUUUCGACAGAUGAUCGAUAGACAUUUUCAGGGCGAGUUGUGGCACAUUAUUGUUUUAUGCGAAUGGCGCCAGACCUGAGUGUCGGGUUUCUACGUCUCGAUGUGUUGCCAUCAGACCAAUGCGACUUUUCUUGCGCUGGUAACCCCCACAUUUUACAUGCCGUGCAAUCGAAAAUAUUGGACAAGUGUCAUCAACUCAAUUAUGAAGUACUUCUUAGAUCCAAUUCGUAUUUCAUAGCAAUGCCAGCCAGGUCGGCCAAGUGCCAUUGCCCCCCCCCCCCCCCCACACACACACACACGCACUUUGACCGAUAGUGCGUCGAGUGCUUGUCCAGCCUAGCUGUUAUGCUCAACCUACGUGGGAGUGUAUCUCAGCAGUCUUUCGCCCAAUGGUUCAAGGUUUGGUGUUGGCUGUUAUUUGGAUUUGUGACAUGAAGUGACUCAAUAGUGCGCUGGCGCUGUUGCCAUUAGCCAAACUGAGAAGCCAUAGAAAAUUUAGCGCAAUUUUUGAAGUACAGUGCACGUUUGUCGGUAAAUAAGUGAAGUAACACGGGUGAGAGGUCGGCCUUGACAUCAUCUCAUACCUAUCAAUCAAUUUAAUACACCCAUGCCUCAUGGAA